AUGGCCAGCGGAAGGAUUUCGUGUACAUUGGCCCUGAUCAUAGUCCUAUGUACAGGGGGAGUUACCUCCCUGACUUCCGCAGAAAUUAGUUCCUUCAGUGUAAGUGGGAGCUACAGCGCAACAGUUAGUAUCGAUUCUACAACGUAUGCUUCUCAAAACAGAAUCGUGAUCAACGCUAGCGGAUUGCCGGAUCACGCUUGGCAGAUGGUCAACCCAAACACUCCCACAGAUCAAAAUCACGUGAUCAACGUCCUUAACACCCCGGAAGACCAGUCUUCUUAUGGUUGUCUCCCCAUGGGGAAAAUCGGAAUUUCCAAGACUGGUGUGGCAAUUUUUAACCCCUUGACGGCCGAAAAUUACAACGCUGUCGAGGGAAGUAACGCAGAGACGUUCGAUAGUUGUGAUGGACACGCAACAAACACGGGGGAGUAUCACUAUCAUAAAAUCCCAGGAUGUAUAUAUAAUAAAGGCGUGGACGAAUUCAUUGGGGUAGCUCUUGAUGGUUAUCCUAUAUACGGUCCAUUGGCUUCUUGGCACAACAGUGGCACCACCAACCUUACGACCUCUGACCUUGACAAAUGUCACGGGUCAGAUGGCAGUGGAAGUUACCGGUACUACAUGACUUAUGAUUGGCCCUAUAUUCUAGGCUGUUUCAAAGGAAAGGUUAUAGACAGAAGAUCGUCUACAAGUGUAUCCUAUACUUGUUCCAAUUCCAGUACAUCAUCAUUUGACAGCUCCUGGGGAUUUCUGUGUUCCUGUACCAAUUCCAAUGGUGCUGCUAAUGUCCGGAGGUCAAGAUUUGACGUCAUGCUAACCACUAUUUUGGCAAUGGUGUACAUGAACAAAAAAUGA
Molecule: messenger RNA, 852 nt
Organism: Saccostrea echinata
Lineage: Eukaryota; Metazoa; Mollusca; Bivalvia; Ostreida; Ostreidae
Exons: 4
Coding region: 1-852 (283 amino acids)
Source: RefSeq, a predicted model, not a curated record